This is a messenger RNA of Rattus rattus (black rat), 3716 nucleotides long. RefSeq names its product phosphorylase kinase regulatory subunit beta (gene Phkb). Gene Ontology annotation, biological process: glycogen metabolic process. NCBI's taxonomy places the organism in Eukaryota, Metazoa, Chordata, Mammalia, Rodentia, Muridae. Bases 50 to 3352 code for a protein of 1100 amino acids. Gene Ontology annotation, cellular component: phosphorylase kinase complex. Gene Ontology annotation, molecular function: calmodulin binding. The transcript has 30 exons. The record is from RefSeq and is a predicted model, not a curated record.
GGCCGGGCCGGCUGUGCUGACUGGCAGCCGGGGUGGUGGGCACUGUGCAAUGGCGGGGGAAGAGGGACUCAUGUCUGAAGUAAGCUGGAAGCUCUUGGAACGACGAGCCCGGGCCAAGCGCUCAGGCUCAGUUUAUGAACCUCUUAAAAGCAUUAAUCUUCCAAGACCUGAUAAUGAAACUCUAUGGGAUAAGUUGGAUCAUUAUUACAGAAUUGUCAAGUCAACGAUGCUGACAUAUCAAAGCCCAACUACAGGUCUCUUUCCUACUAAAACAUGUGGUGGAGAUCAGAAGUCCAAAGUGCAUGAGAGCCUGUACUGUGCUGCGGGUGCUUGGGCCUUGGCGCUGGCGUACAGGCGCAUUGAUGAUGACAAGGGAAGGACCCAUGAGCUGGAGCACUCGGCCAUAAAGUGUAUGAGAGGAGUUCUCUACUGCUACAUGCGGCAGGCUGAUAAGGUCCAGCAGUUCAAGCAGGAUCCCCGGCCCACGACGUGUCUACACUCUGUUUUCAAUGUGCACACUGGGGAUGAAGUGCUCUCCUAUGAAGAAUAUGGCCAUCUUCAGAUAAAUGCAGUCUCACUCUUUCUCCUUUACCUGGUGGAAAUGAUUUCCUCAGGUCUCCAGAUAAUCUAUAACACAGAUGAGGUCUCUUUUAUUCAAAACCUUGUGUUUUGUGUAGAGAGAGUUUACCGUGUUCCCGACUUCGGUGUCUGGGAAAGAGGAAGCAAAUAUAACAACGGCAGCACAGAACUGCACUCGAGCUCUGUUGGUUUGGCAAAAGCAGCCUUAGAAGCGAUUAAUGGAUUUAACCUCUUUGGAAACCAGGGCUGUUCUUGGUCAGUUAUAUUCGUGGAUCUCGAUGCUCACAACCGCAACAGGCAGACAUUGUGUUCACUGUUACCCAGAGAAUCACGCUCUCAUAACACAGAUGCUGCCCUGCUCCCGUGCAUCACCUACCCCGCCUUUGCCCUGGACGAUGAAGCUCUGUUCAGCCAGACACUCGAUAAAGUGAUAAGAAAAUUAAAAGGGAAAUAUGGAUUUAAGCGUUUCUUGCGAGAUGGGUACAGAACGCCCCUGGAAGACCCCAACAGACGCUACUACAAACCAGCGGAGAUUAAGCUGUUUGAUGGCAUCGAAUGUGAAUUCCCCAUAUUCUUCCUUUACCUGAUGAUCGAUGGUGUUUUUAGAGGCAAUCUUGAACAAGUCAAGGAAUAUCAGGACCUGUUGACACCUUUGCUUCACCAGACCACAGAAGGAUAUCCUGUUGUACCAAAGUACUAUUAUGUGCCAGCUGACUUUGUAGAAUAUGAACAAAGAAACCCUGGUAGUCAGAAGCGGUUUCCUAGUAACUGUGGCCGUGAUGGGAAAUUGUUUCUUUGGGGACAAGCUCUUUAUAUCAUUGCAAAACUCCUAGCUGAUGAGUUAAUCAGUCCUAAAGACAUUGACCCUGUCCAUCGCUUUGUCCCACUUCAGAAUCAACGUAACGUGAGCAUGAGAUUCUCUAAUCAGGGCCCACUGGAAAAUGACUUGGUGGUUCAUGUGGCACUUGUAGCAGAAAGCCAACGCCUUCAGGUCUUCCUCAAUACCUACGGGAUUCAGACUCAAACGCCCCAGCAGGUGGAGCCUAUUCAGAUCUGGCCUCAGCAGGAGCUCGUGAAAGCUUAUUUCCACCUGGGUAUCAAUGAAAAGUUGGGUCUGUCUGGAAGGCCAGAUAGGCCCAUUGGCUGCCUUGGUACUUCAAAGAUUUACCGCAUCCUAGGAAGGACCGUGGUUUGUUACCCUAUCAUCUUCGACCUCAGUGAUUUCUACAUGUCUCAGGAUGUGCUCCUGCUCAUAGAUGACAUAAAGAAUGCACUACAGUUCAUUAAGCAAUAUUGGAAAAUGCAUGGACGCCCACUUUUUCUUGUUCUCAUCCGGGAAGACAACAUAAGAGGUAGCAGAUUCAACCCCAUAUUAGACAUGCUGGCAGCCUUUAAAAAGGGGAUAAUUGGAGGAGUCAAAGUUCAUGUUGACCGUUUACAGACAUUGAUAUCUGGAGCUGUAGUAGAACAGCUUGACUUUCUGCGGAUUAGCGACACAGAAAAGCUUCCAGAGUUUAAGAGCUUUGAAGAACUAGAAUUUCCCAAGCAUUCAAAAGUCAAACGACAGAGCAGUACUGCAGAUGCUCCUGAGCUGCGACAGGAGCCAGACAUCACCAUAACAGAGUGGAAAAACAAAUCCACCCACGAAAUCCUUCAGAAGCUUAAUGACUGCGGUUGUCUGGCUGGCCAAACCAUCCUGCUGGGUAUACUGCUCAAAAGAGAGGGCCCUAACUUCAUCACGAUGGAAGGAACUGUGUCUGAUCACAUCGAGAGGGUGUACAGAAGAGCUGGCAGCAAAAAGCUUUGGUCGGUUGUACGCCGUGCAGCAAGUCUUUUAAAUAAAGUAGUGGACAGCCUGGCCCCAUCCAUUACUAAUGUUUUAGUGCAGGGCAAACAGGUAACCCUAGGUGCCUUUGGACACGAAGAGGAGGUCAUCUCUAAUCCACUAUCUCCAAGAGUGAUUAAGAACAUCAUCUAUUAUAAGUGUAAUACCCAUGAAGAGAGGGAGGCGGUCAUUCAGCAAGAGCUGGUCAUCCAUAUUGGCUGGAUCAUCUCCAACAACCCCGAGCUGUUCAGUGGCAUGCUGAAAAUCAGAAUUGGGUGGAUCAUCCAUGCCAUGGAGUACGAACUGCAGAUCCGUGGCGGGGAUAAGCCAGCUGUGGACUUGUACCAGCUCUCGCCCAGUGAGGUUAAGCAGCUGCUGCUAGACAUCCUGCAGCCUCAGCAGAGUGGAAGGUGUUGGCUGAAUAGACGUCAGAUCGAUGGGUCACUGAAUAGAACACCCCCGGGAUUCUACGACCGCGUGUGGCAGAUCCUGGAGCGCACACCUAAUGGUAUCGUUGUGGCUGGCAAGCAUUUGCCACAGCAACCAACCUUGUCAGAUAUGACCAUGUAUGAGAUGAAUUUUUCUCUCCUUGUUGAAGAUAUGUUGGGAAACAUUGACCAGCCAAAGUAUAGACAGAUCAUUGUAGAGUUACUAAUGGUUGUAUCCAUUGUGCUGGAAAGAAAUCCUGAGCUAGAAUUUCAAGACAAAGUGGAUCUGGACAAACUGGUCAAAGAAGCGUUUCAUGAGUUUCAAAAAGAUGAGAGCCGGCUAAAAGAAAUCGAAAAGCAAGUAAGUGGAGAGGCCCGUGUCCCGCAGAACGCUCUCAUUGUCUCCACUGUUGAAAUCCUCUCUAAUCUUCCCACUUUCCAGACAGAUGGACAGAGCACAAAAGAGGAUGCUCUACAAGCAGUCAGGCUUACUGAGGAACUAAUAUUGCUUUUUAGCUAAUUACUGGUCGAUUGAGCUAGGAAGUUCUGGUAAAAAAAAAAUGAAAUCUAAGAUGAAAUAUUUUUUUUAUGUGGUUGACAAUUAAAAUGUGUUUGCCAGGGAGGAUCCACUGAUCCCAGAAGGCUGUAAAAUAAAUUCAGAAGACGAUGGGAGUGUAGAACAGGCAUCACAGGGGCUGUGUACUGUCUGAUGUAGUCCCUUCUGGGCUCUCUGCUUAAUAUUGUAUGCCCAUCUAUAAAAGGGCUCCCUACAUAAAUAAAAAUGACUAGCAAAGAGAAGGCUGCUAAAAAUGUCUGCUUUUGUUUUAUAUGCUGAGACGAUGCCUCCAGAAAAUGCAAGUGAAGUGCAGGAAGCUCAUAAUUUC